Molecule: messenger RNA, 1770 nt
Organism: Pomacea canaliculata
Lineage: Eukaryota; Metazoa; Mollusca; Gastropoda; Architaenioglossa; Ampullariidae
Product: cyclin-dependent kinase 7-like
Exons: 11
Coding region: 92-1135 (347 amino acids)
Biological process (GO): positive regulation of transcription by RNA polymerase II; protein phosphorylation
Cellular component (GO): transcription factor TFIIH holo complex; transcription factor TFIIK complex; cytoplasm
Molecular function (GO): cyclin-dependent protein serine/threonine kinase activity; RNA polymerase II CTD heptapeptide repeat kinase activity; ATP binding
Source: RefSeq, a predicted model, not a curated record
GAGCUCUUUGAGUGAGUGAGGCCCGUGUGGUCAAGGCGCGUGUGAGUAGCUCAGGGAUCAGUGAGUAGCUGAGAGAUCCGUGAAUAGCUUCAUGUCUCUCACCAGAAUGUCGGACGACAAUACCAGAAGAUACGAAAAAAUAGAAUUUCUGGGAGAAGGACAAUUUGCCACAGUAUACAAAGCACGUGACACAAAGACAGAUGCCAUAGUUGCAGUCAAGAAGAUUAAAGUUGGCACAAGAGUUGAGGCUGCAGAUGGCAUUAACAGAACAGCUUUACGAGAAAUUAAGUUGCUACAGGAGUUGUCUCACCCGAAUAUCAUUGGGCUUCUUGAUGCUUUUGGCCACAAAUCUAACGUCAGUCUUGUCUUUGAUUUUAUGGAAACAGACUUGGAGAUCAUCAUCAGAGACACAACCUUGGUCCUGACAGCACCACACAUCAAGUCAUAUAUGCUGCAGACCUUGCUUGGCCUGGAGUAUCUCCAUGCACACUGGGUGUUGCACAGGGACUUGAAGCCCAAUAAUCUUCUCAUCAAUGACAGUGGUGUGCUUAAGAUUGCUGACUUUGGCCUUGCCAAAUUUUUUGGUUCUCCCAGCAGGAUCAACUCACAUCAAGUGGUCACAAGGUGGUAUCGGUGCCCAGAACUCUUGUUUGGAGCUCGUCAGUACAAUACAGGUGUAGACAUGUGGGCUGCGGGCUGCAUUCUGGCAGAGUUGUUGAUACGAGCACCAUUCUUACAGGGAGACUCUGAUCUGGACCAGCUGAGUCGAAUAUUUCAAGUUCUUGGCACGCCAUCAGAUACAGACUGGCCAGAUAUGAAAAAUCUUCCCGACUACAUCCAGUUUCGACAAUAUCCACGGCAACCAUUGAAGGAGAUCUUCAUUGCAGCAGGCAAUGACUUGCUUGACAUGCUGUCAGUCAUGUUGGCCAUGGAUCCGCUCAAGCGAUGCACCGCCACACAGGCACUCAAGAUGCCAUACUUCAGUAACAAACCACCUCCUGCACUGGGGCAUCAACUUCCUCGGCCAGGCUCGAAUAAAAUUGUCAACAAGGAAUCGGAGGCACAUCGACCAGGUAUAAAGCGGAAAAUGAACCCUGAGCAAGAUCGCAUUCUGGCUAAGCGGCUUCUGUUUUGACGAUUCAGGCAGUUAGUGACUGAUGGUCUCUCAUAAAUCUCAGGGACAGAACUGUGUGCCAUCACGGGUGUCAGCACGUGGAGACAUGCAUGUUCUUGUCUGCAUCUACACGAUUCUUCCUAGAGACAAGUGUAAUGCAUGCGAUUGAAGUCAACCACAUUCUUUCUUUGGGAAGCUGACGUCUGGCAGGAUUCGUGAGUCUGUGUGAAGAGCGAAAUGUAUGUUGUAAACUUAAUAAGAAUAAUUGUAUUUUGGUUCUGAUCUCUGCUGUGGAGGCACUCAGAAUGAAUGUAUGCAUGUAUGUGUUCAUGUGUGUUCAGAAGGAUUGUGUUUGUGUGCUUAGAAAGACUUAAAAUGUCAUAGACCUUGAAACACUCUGUGAUAUGUUGUGGAGGUGUAGCUGUGAGAGUAAUUUGUUGUUAGUGAUGAUAACAAGUCGUUGAUUGCUUGCUCCUAUUAUAGCAGAGGACAAGUAUAUAAACUGUCUUUGCAGACAGGCUCAGUUUCUGUUGUAAGGAAACAGACAUUUACGGUUGCAUGCGUUUUGACAAAUUUCAUCUGCCUUUGUGGCUUUAGUUCAUGUUGAACAAUGUGUAAGCAAACUACCCAAUUGAAAUAAAAUUGAAACAUUCAUA